Molecule: messenger RNA, 348 nt
Organism: Penicillium samsonianum
Lineage: Eukaryota; Fungi; Ascomycota; Eurotiomycetes; Eurotiales; Aspergillaceae
Exons: 1
Coding region: 1-348 (115 amino acids)
Source: RefSeq, a predicted model, not a curated record
AUGAAACUGCUCAUCAGCGCAAGACUCGUCCAGAAUUUCCCCGAUCUGCAGCCUCAGCGAACAGCAUUGUGUGCGACAUUGCGCAUUGCGGGGUUGGGGCUGAUUGCCCUGAUUAUUUCCUGCCUCUCGUUGACGAGCCGCUCACUGAGCUGGUCUGCAUUCUACAUUCAGUCAGCUAGCAACGUUACUGUCACGCUUGCUUCUUCCCUAGCCUGGUCGGUGGCUGCCGCAUCUAUGAUCGGCCAGGUGCAAAAAUCUGCAGUGCAGUCAUACGAUCAUCGGCAUGGUCAAAGCCUAGAUUCCAUUCCCACACAGGACGACCGCGACUCUUCCAAUCAGAGUUGCUGA